GAGUCCAUCAUCAAUCACAACUCAACAAAGUGUAACAAUCUAAAAUUGAAUUUUCUCAAUCCAAAACAACAACAAAAACAUGGGUAGUAUUAUUGAGAUUCCAACAAAGGUACUUACCAACACAUUUGAUAAAGUAAAAAUGCCAGUUAUAGGAAUGGGAUCAGCCCCUGACUUUACAUGUAAGAAAGACACAAAAGAGGCAAUCAUUGAAGCCAUCAAACAAGGUUAUAGACACUUUGACACUGCUGCUGCAUAUGGCUCAGAACAAGCUCUUGGUGAAGCUUUGAAAGAGGCAUGUCAACUUGGUCUUGUCACUAGAGAAGAGCUUUUUGUCACUUCCAAACUUUGGAUCACUGAAAACCAUCCUCAUCUUGUUGUUCUUGCUCUCCAAAAAUCUCUCAAGACUCUUCAAUUGGACUACUUGGACUUGUAUUUGAUUCAUUGGCCACUUAGUUCUCAACCUGGAAAAUUUUCAUUUCCAAUUGAUGUGGAAGAUAUCUUACCAUUUGAUGUGAAGGGUGUUUGGGAAUCCAUGGAAGAAUGCUUGAAACUUGGACUCACUAAAGCUAUUGGAGUAAGCAAUUUCUCUAUCAAGAAACUUCAAAAUCUCAUCUCUGUUGCCACUGUUCUUCCUGCAGUCAAUCAAGUGGAGAUGAACCUUGCAUGGCAACAAAGGAAACUAAGAGAGUUUUGCAAUGCAAAUGGAAUAGUGUUAACUGCAUUUUCACCAUUAAGGAAAGGUGCAAGUAGAGGACCAAAUGAGAUUAUGGAAAAUGAUAUGCUUAAAGAGAUUGCAAAUGCUCAUGGAAAAUCUAUUGCACAAGUCUCUCUUAGAUGGUUAUAUGAACAAGGAAUCACUUUUGUUCCCAAAAGCUAUAAUAAGGAGAGGAUGAACCAAAAUCUUCAAAUCUUUGAUUGGUCAUUGACAAAGGAAGAUCAUAAAAAAAUUGAUCAAAUUAAGCAGAACCGUUUGAUCCAUGGACCAACUAAGCCCAGCCUCAAUGACCUUUGGGAUGAUGAAAUAUAAAAAAAAUAAAAUUCUUAAACUUAAAGUACUUAUAGAAAGAAAAAACAAACUUAAAGUCCUUUAAAUUUACCUCAUUUGAUUUAAAUAAAAAAAACUUAAAGUACUUAUUUAAAUUAUUAGAUAACUCUUUGUUUCUUUUGAGUUUUCAAUUACCUGUAUUUUUGUAUCUGAUUUAAAUAAUCAGUUUUGCAUUUCAUUUUCUCCAAGUUAUUUACAUUUAUAUUUUAUUUUACACUUGCUUAAAAUUUGUAUUGGCCUCGUUAUACCAUUUAAUUAAGAGGUGUGUGUCCAACAAGUAAAA
Messenger RNA from Cicer arietinum (chickpea), 1328 nucleotides. RefSeq names its product NAD(P)H-dependent 6'-deoxychalcone synthase-like. The record is from RefSeq and is a predicted model, not a curated record. Gene Ontology annotation, molecular function: oxidoreductase activity, acting on the CH-OH group of donors, NAD or NADP as acceptor. Lineage: Eukaryota; Viridiplantae; Streptophyta; Magnoliopsida; Fabales; Fabaceae.